Peniophora sp. CBMAI 1063 is the source of this 1692-nucleotide messenger RNA. The record is from the annotation of a GenBank genome assembly. NCBI's taxonomy places the organism in Eukaryota, Fungi, Basidiomycota, Agaricomycetes, Russulales, Peniophoraceae.
AUGGCUGCUCUUGUCACUACAUUGUGGGUGACGGUGCUCGCCGCGGUAGCCGUCCACGCUCAAGAUCCGACAUGGUGCGGGAAAGUGUACAUGAACACCUCGACGGUUGUGCCCCCAGGCGGCCAGUUCCCUACACCCGCAUCCUCGUCUACUCCCCUGCUCGCGCUGCGCUGCUCUCCAGCGUUGAUACCCUUCCUUCCCGACGACGUCACAACCGACGCCGAGGUCAUCCUCGUUGACGCGCUCGUCCGAUACUCGCAUAUCGCCGGUGCGGAGGACCUCACGCUACCAGAAGAUCCAUUAGAGACACUGGAUGUCACCGUAUCCCUUGAUGGAAACAUCGUAGCGAAUGGCACCGUUGCGCUGAACGGCACAGCGAGCCUGCCGUUCUCGCUGGAGGGGUUGAUGCCUCGCAUCGAACCCUACACACUCUCAUGCGCGGGCUCAGUCGGAGACCAGACCUUCAGCUCCACUUCGAAUCUCACAUAUCUUCCAACUCCCUCGCCGAAUGACUUUGGAAACGUCGCGAAGCGAGAUCUUCGCACGGGUGGGAUCCUUGCGAAAGCGACUGGCAGUGAGGGCGCCUACGAGGCUGUCUUCCCAUUCGGCUUCUACACGAACUUCGGAGGAUACCUGGAGAGCAACGAUACGACUGUGGAGAUCCUGGCCGAGCAAGGUUUCAAUAUGAUACACCCCGUUCCGACUUAUGACAAUCACACUGCACUGUUACAGCUCAUCGAUAAGAUGGAGGAACUCGGGCUCUGGAUGAUGUAUGACAUGCGGUGGACGUACAUGAACCUGACGGACGUGUCCGACGAGGUUUCCCCCCUUCGCUCGCGCACCAAUGUCCUUACCUGGUACACUGGCGACGAACCAGACGGCACCUCCGACCCGUUGAACGCAACGACCCUGACCUACGACCUGCUCAAAGAUCUCGACCCCUACCGUCCAGUAUCACUUGUCCUCAACUGUCAGAACUACUUCUGGACAGACUACUCCUCUGGAACCGACGUCAUUUUGCAAGAUGUCUAUGAAGUUGGAAACAACGUCACAUUCAGUAGUGAAUGGUUCACGCCGUGCACGGAGAUCCAAGGCGACUGCGGAUGCGACAACUGCAAGGGGUCGUUCGAGGACAUCCGGGAUCGCGUCACACAGUUCCGCGAGAGGAUGGAGGUUGUUGGAUGGGAGCGCUCAAAGACAGUCUGGACUGUCCCUCAGGGCUUUGGCGGCGACGGAGAAUAUUGGGCGCGCGCACCCACCGGCGCUGAAUGGCUCAUCGAGGCAAUCGUGGGAGUCAACGCAGGAGCUUUCGGUGUUGUGUCGUGGAACGACCCGACGACGCCAGACAUCAAAGCGUCAUCAUCAGCGCUGGCCAAGGCAUUGCCUGCCAUGGUACCCGACUUCAUCCUGUCGCCCAAGUCAACGUACACGCACGUCAUAACCGACGAUCGUCUCGAUUUGGGCGUCUGGACGCGCGAAGACACCUCAAGUGCGCUAGUUCUUGCGGCCAACUUGGACUACUUCAACGCGAGCGUCUCGUUCGACACCGUGUUCGGCAAUGCGACCGUAGAAGGCACGAAGACUGUGUUUGACGGAGGAGCAACAGCAGAUGGCGAGAGCAUCACAUUUGGCUCUGUCGCGUCGGGCGCGUGGAUCUUUACUCUUGCGAAUGCGACAGUGGCCUUCGAUUAG